This is a messenger RNA of Pongo pygmaeus (Bornean orangutan), 2594 nucleotides long. It is a transcript of the gene CENPM, whose product is annotated as centromere protein M. Bases 99 to 524 code for a protein of 141 amino acids. The record is from RefSeq and is a predicted model, not a curated record. The transcript has 5 exons. NCBI's taxonomy places the organism in Eukaryota, Metazoa, Chordata, Mammalia, Primates, Hominidae.
GAGGCACGUGCCCCCAAGCCGCGCUCUAGGGGCUGGACUCAGGGCGGUUUGAAAGAUUGGCGCGCACCGCAGGAGAAACGGUUGGUCUUGCGGCUGGGAUGUCGGUGUUGAGGCCGCUGGACAAGCUGCCCGGCCUGAACACGGCCACCAUCUUGCUGGUGGGCACGGAGGAUGCUCUUCUGCAGCAGCUGGCGGACUCGAUGCUCAAGGAGGACUGCGCCUCCGAGCUGAAGGUCCACUUGGCAAAGUCCCUCCCUUUGCCCUCCAGUGUGAAUCGGCCCCGAAUUGACCUGAUCGUGUUUGUGGUUAAUCUUCACAGCAAAUACAGCCUCCAGAACACAGAGGAGUCCCUGCGCCAUGUGGAUGCCAGCUUCUUCUUGGGGAAGGUGUGUUUCCUCGCCACAGGUGGUGGAAGGCUUUCGGGCCACCAUGGCGCAGCGCCUGGUGCGCGUGCUGCAGAUCUGCGCUGGCCACGUGCCCGGUGUCUCAGCUCUGAACCUGCUGUCCCUGCUGAGAAGCUCUGAGGGCCCCUCCCUGGAGGACCUGUGAGGGUGGCUGGCCCCUGGGCUGCCCCUCCUCAUGGCUUCGUGCUGACUCCAUAAACAUUCUCUGUUGAGGAUGUCCAGUCAGGGCUUGACAGGCCCAGGCUCAGCCCCCAGUGGUUGCGAAGGUUCCCUGCAGUGCCUGUGCUGCAGCAGGGAGAGCUGGGCAGAAGCAGCGAGGGGACCCAGCUGGUGAGACCGUAGCCCCCUCCCAUCCCACACUCACUCUUGCAGAGCCUUGUGUCUUUAAGCAGCUGGCGUGUUACAUCUCCAUUUAAGGUUUCCUUUGAACAAAAGGUCUGUGGCUAAAAAAAGUUUAAAAAUCACUGGUCUCAUUCACCACUUUGACUUUGUAGAUGAGGAAACUGACUCAGAACAAUUAAGAGUAGGGCAAGGUGGGCCAGGUGCAGAGGCUCACGCCUGUAAUCCCAGCACUUUGGGAGGCCGAGGUGGGUGGAUCACUUGAAGUCAGGAAUUCGAGACCAUCCUGGCCAACAUGGUAUAUCCCCGUCUCUACAAAAAUACAAAAAUUAGCCAGAUGUGGUGGUGGGCACCUGUAGUCCCAGCUACUCGGGAGGCUGAGGCAGCAGAAUCAUUUGAACCGGGGAGGCAGAGGUUGCAGUGAGCUGAGAUUGUGCCACUGCACUCCAGCCUGGACAACAGAGUGAGACUCUGCCACAAAAAAAAAAAAAAAAGCGAGACCAGCCUGGCCAACAUAGUGAAACCCUGUCUCUACUAAAAAUACAAAAAUUAGCCAGGCAUGGUGAUGCGGGCCUGUAGUCUCAGCUACUCAGGAGGCUGAAGCAGGAGAAUCACUUGAACCUGGGAGGCGGAGGUGGUGUUAAACCGAGAUUACGCCACUGCACUCCAGCCUGGGCAACAGAGCGAGACUCCGUCUCAAAAAAAAAAAAAAAAAAAAAAGCUGGGCGUGGUGGUUCCCGCCUAUAAUCCCAGCACUUUGGGAGGCUGAGGCGGGCAGAUCACGAGGUCAGGAGAUCGAGACUCCGUCUCAAAAAAAAAAAAAAAAAAAGAGUGGGGCGGGGUAAGGGAAGGUUGGACUCGGGACGCCAAUCAGACUCCACAUCCUGGCUCUGCUAUUAUAGAACCUGGUUGUUGCCUCUUGGAGCUUGUUUUCUCAGAUGUGAAUGGAGAUGAGGUUCUGCUCACCUUGUCACGUUGGGAGGAUUGAAUGAAAUGAUGGGGGACAUGCCUGGGACUGUGUGACCCCCAUGCCUGUGUGUAGGUUGCUGUGUUCAUAACGUGUUAAUGCCUUGCACCUUGCUAGGUAGGCACUCAGUGAACAGUAAUAUUUGAAAUCACAUGGAAAGCCGAGGCGGGCGGAUUGCCUGAGCUCAGGAGUUUGUGGCUAGCCUGGGCAACACGGUGAAACCCCGUCUCCACUAAAAUACAAUAAAUUAGCUGGGCAUGGCAGCCUGCGCCUAUAGUCCCAGCUACUCAAGAGACUGAGGCAGGAAAAUUGCUUGAACCCAGGAGGCGGAGGUUGCAGUGAGCUGAGAUCGCGCCACUGCACUUCAGCCCAGGCAACAGAGCAAGACUAUCUCCAAAAAAGAAAUCACACAGUGGAGUUCAAAAACUGGUGCAAAUUAGGAAUUACACCACUGUCAGAAGUUUGCAAGAAGUGAGAGAAGCUGGCUGGAGGCCUCCUUUUGGGGUUGAUGGCGAGAGAUUGUGCAGUGCCAAUUGCUUUCCUUCUCCCUUGAGUCUAAUUGGAGAUUGUAGAGGGAUUGUAGAGGCAUCAGAACUGGACUCGAGAAAUCCCGUAGCCGGGUCAAGGCUCCUGCCACUGCACAGAGCGGGCUUGGCACAUGGGAGCUUGUGGGUGAAGGAGGUGUCUGGAGGGAGAAACUUCAGGAAGACAGCCAGGUCCUGACUCCCUUGGAACAUGACAGUGCCCUCCCCACAUUCAUCAUCCUGCGCGUGCCAGGGCAUGCUCACCAGCCUCAGGCCUCAGGAUGGACCCCAGUUGAAGCCCUGGGCAGCACUGCACCAGCACCUCGGGGCCUCUCUGCAUUUUUGUUUUUUUUUUUUUUG